Messenger RNA from Eurytemora carolleeae, 2331 nucleotides. RefSeq names its product reticulophagy regulator 3. The record is from RefSeq and is a predicted model, not a curated record. The coding region runs from base 430 to 1695 and encodes 421 amino acids. The transcript has 12 exons. Lineage: Eukaryota; Metazoa; Arthropoda; Copepoda; Calanoida; Temoridae.
AGAUUCAAGAAUUCAGACUUCAGAAGUUCAGAAGUUUCAGUUCAGUCUGUUUCAGUUAGACAGAGACUUCGCUCAUCGCUGUUCACAGUACGGGCACAGAGUUUGCUGUUCUUUCAGUUUAUUUCAAUGUUUCGUCCGCUGAACCGCUAGAUUUCUAGUUUUAGAUGAUAUUUGUUUCAUGUUUAAUAUUCCCUUUCAUGAGCAGAAUUUCUGCAUUUAUACGCAAUUAGGGUCGAUGAAAAGUGAAGAAAUUGACAACUGCAAUAACAAAGAUAUGAAUACAAAGUGAAAGAGAAAGCACGACUGAGAAAGCUUGGAGGGAAAGCUGAUAAAGUGUUGUGAAGAACGCAUGUGUAAACAUAAAUACGCAGAAAAUCUACGAAAGUCUGACACAAAGGCCUAAAUAGCUAGUCUGCACCGAAGUAUAGGAUGGAGAGGGUUAAAGAUUAUUUAGUUGGUAUCCAGGUACCCUCCUACUCUCAGAUCAAGAGUGGAGAGUAUUUUCGAAAGUUUCUUCAGACGCCAGAAAGACCAAGUUCUAGUUUUAUCAAAGAUUUUGAGAGCAGCCUUGUUUACAUACAAGAAGUGUUGUUAUGGACGGAUAGAACCACAAGUUUAACCUGGCUGGUCAUCUCACAGCUGUUCCUUUAUCAGUUCUGUCUAGCUGAUACACCAAUUAUCAGUUCAACUGCUUAUGUAUGCCUGCUAAGCUACUUAUAUAUAACAUGGACGCAGCGGGUUUGGCCGACUAUUAAAGUUCCUUCAGAUCACACCCAGGAUACAGAGAGAUGGACCCCCCUGAGCCCUGAUACAUUAUCUGCCCUUGAGCUGGAAACCCUUGUUAGCAAAAUAAAACUUAGAACAGCAGAGAUUUAUUCUGGUCUGUUGCUACUGAGGGUAGAAUACCCUCUCAGAUUUUGUAUUAUUAUGUCUGUAUUCUUCUCUUCUUUAGCAUUAUUAGGAACCAGAAUUUCUACUCCAUUGUUUAUGCACUCGUUAGCUCUUUCACUGUUCUGCAUUCCUACUCUUCUGAUUCACUUAUCUAGAAACAAGAGUUUAGAACCAAGCUUGCUCCUGGCUGGAGAAAUAUUGGUUAGUCUCACCAACCUUGCAGUUUACAGGGGGAAAUCUGCACCACCUCAGGAAAAUGUUGAAUUAGAAGAAUUCCUUCCGGAGCAGAGUUCAGAAACCCUAGCUAGUCUAGAUAUUCAUACCAAACCAAAUAUAGAUAAGGAACCAGAGGAUAGUUUAAGUACGAGUCUUGGGACUGACCUUUGUAUUCCGUCCCACGAGGAGGUUGACCAGCCUAGCCGACCUAGCCUUGACCUCGACGCUGAUCUUAUACCAGCUGAUAAUAUUGAUGAUGAUGUUUCUGACGUGGAUGAGGUUGAAGGCCCUGUUGGACGGAUCAAGGGUGUUGAUGAGUCAGAUUCAGAUGAUGCUGAUAAUAUGUUCAGUUUAUCUACAACAACAACAACAUCCAUCUUGACCUCCCAACUAUCCUCGUUGUUACCAGCAGCCUCGGUUCUCCCAACCAUGUCCUCCAUCCUCCAUCCAGAGAGUAUAUCACAAGUCCUCGGCAGCCUUCUCUCAGAUAACAGUCUAGGGGCCAGGCAAGCUAGACAAUCCAGUGAACCUGAUCUUGAGGAUUUCGAGCUCAUAUCCGAGGACGAGCUGGAGAAAGAGAGUCCUUGAAUCCUAAAGAAAGUUGAACAUUCAGAAAUUCGGAAAAUUCAUAACAAGAAUCUAAUUGCGGUUUUUGUGCUAAAACCAAUGGUAAACGAAAAAUACCGUAAGGACGCGACUUUCGAACACAAACAAUUUUACUACGGCGGUGGUAGGCGAUAACAUCAAUAUAAUGAAGACUACUUUUUAUUUAAGAUUUUAGUGUUAACAAGUUUUUUUUGAAAUACAUGUUUACGAGUAAUUAAAGAGAAGCCUUUUUAAAUAAGAGCUUCUCUUUGUUUCCAUUUAUUUUUGUAUUCACACUGUUUUAAAAGCUUGAUAUAAGUGAAACUGAUAGUCGUCUUCAUUGAAUUGGUAUAUUCGUGUCCCACCGUAUGAUUUUAUUUGUUAAUAUCUAGAACUAAUUUAAUCAAAUUUACGUUUAUUUAUUCACAUUAAACUUAAAUUAAACUAAGAGUUUCAUUUUUUUCUGACUGAAGAAAAUAUCUUAAAACGAAUUAUGGUAUUAAUCGUGUGUGUUCAAGUAUUAAUGCCGACGUUUAUUAAACAAUUUGGAAAAGUUACCAUUUCUAAUGUAUUUUCAUCUUUUAAGUUUCUUAACUUGAACAUUGUAUCAUCAUCCUCUAUAAAGAUUAUAUAACCGGU